Messenger RNA from Helicoverpa zea (corn earworm), 2290 nucleotides. RefSeq names its product opsin, ultraviolet-sensitive-like. Lineage: Eukaryota; Metazoa; Arthropoda; Insecta; Lepidoptera; Noctuidae. The record is from RefSeq and is a predicted model, not a curated record. Gene Ontology annotation, biological process: visual perception; G protein-coupled receptor signaling pathway. The coding region runs from base 46 to 1797 and encodes 583 amino acids. The transcript has 3 exons. Gene Ontology annotation, cellular component: membrane. Gene Ontology annotation, molecular function: G protein-coupled receptor activity.
AUUUAUAGACACACGACGACUUCUCCGACAUACAACGUGAAUAGUAUGUUGAAUUUAUUAAUCUUUGCUCUCGUCGCGGCUUCUAACAUAGUUUACUGUUUAAAUUCUGAAACGACGACACGUGUGAUGGACAAAACUUAUACAGUUCAGAUGCAAGGCGUUAAAACUAAGUGCAUAUACUGUAAAAUUACAAAAAUAGUGGCAUUGAAACCGUUUAAGUGUCAUAACGAUUUUUUGUGGCGUUGUUUGGAUGACUUAAAGCAGUGGAAAAGGCGAAGAAGGAGCUCUGACCACUUCGAAAUUCAACUGAAUGAUGAGAGCAGUAAACUGAAAGUGACAGAUGGUGUUGUCAACGACUUCGCCUCUUAUCAGAAUAGUGUAGAUAUUGUAGAGACGACAACACUCAGUGUUUCGGAAAAUAAGUUAGCUUUAGUCGCGAAGUUCAUUGAGCGGUGGCCGGUGGACAGGUGGCGCUCAUUAGGCUUGUUUACGGAUGACUACCUGCUGCGAAUCAACAGCCACUGGCUGCAGUUCCCUCCUCCAGACUCGUGGAUCCAGUACACUUUUGGCAGCACUUACGUCCUGCUGGCGGGAAUCGGAGCUUUCGGCAACGUGCUCGUUCUGCUCAUGUACAUGAGAUGCCGUAGUCUACGUACUCCCGGCAACAUCCUCGUGGCGAACCUGGCCCUCAGCGAUUUCCUGAUGCUCGCUAAAACACCGAUUUUCAUUUUCAAUUCGUUUAAUCUCGGCCCUGCAUUGGGGAAAACAGGCUGUUUGAUUUACGGGUUUGUUGGAGGUUUGACUGGCACCACAUCGAUUGCCACGCUAUCAGCCAUCGCCCUGGACCGCUAUUGGGCCGUGGUACGGCCGCUGGAGCCGCUCCGAGCGCUGACGGCGAUACGAGCUCGACUGUUAGCCAUCGGGGCGUGGUUGUACGCCUGUGUCUUCGCCAUCAUCCCUGCCCUGGACAUCGGUUACGGCAGAUAUGUUCCAGAAGGCUAUUUGACUAGUUGUAGUUUUGAUUACCUCACUGAAGACGUCUCACCUCGAUGUUUCAUCUUCGUGUUCUUCUGUGCAGCGUGGCUAGCACCAUUCUGCACCAUCACUUUUUGUUACAUUAGCAUAUUUCGAGUAGUAGCUUGUAAUACCAGUAUGUCUUAUGGCAACCAAGAUCAAAGGCUAUCAUCAAGACAUGUGAAGGAGCGUACUAAACGCAAGGCAGAAAUAAAGUUAGCCUUUCUAGUCAUGGCAAUCAUAGCUCUAUUUUUUAUAUCAUGGACGCCGUAUGCAGUUGUGGCUCUUUUGGGAAUAUUUGGGAAAAAGGACCUGUUAACACCAAUUACUUCAAUGGUACCCGCCUUAUUCUGCAAGACAGCAGCAUGUAUAAAUCCAUUUAUUUACAUUAUAACACAUCCAAAAUUCCGUAAAGAAUUUAAGAAAAUGUUAUACAGGGACAAGUCGAGACGCAUGAGUGGAACUCUUAAAACUAUUGGUUAUACUGAUACGACUAGAGUGCAUAGACCAAGUAAAGAUUUGAGCGAUACUGAAGUUGAAAUAGUUGAAAUGAAAGAUAUACCAUAUCAAAAUGACGAAAAACAUGAUGGCAAAGUAAAAACUAUAUCUUCUAAUGUAGCGCAGCGCCAGGACUCCCAGAGAAGUAUGAGUAUCAAGAGCUUAGAAGACACCGUUGUCAGUCCACCUUCUUGGUACACGAAGCCUCAGUUUACCAAAAAGAAAAGUUUUCAUAGACGUUCCACACGCACCAAUUUAUCACAAAGCAGUGAUCAAAUCAUAUAAAAAUAUUACAUUUAACAAAAUAUAAAUAGGAGCUAGCUGUGAUCCUUUCACAUUCUGGAAUUUGAUUCCUGAAUUUAGAAGUAUUGAGACAGAAUUGACAACAUAUUUGAAUAUGUAUGUUGAACUAAUUCAUGCAAGAAGCUUGUCAAGGAAAAAUAAUUCAAAUGACUUGAAUAAAAUUAGAUAAAUGUUGUUAGAAUAGCCCUGUUCGCGGCAAACUAUAGAGAUCCUUUAACGAAAGGGCAUUAGAAAGAAUCUAUCUAUAGAUAGGUAACUGUACCAGUAGAUAUUUGUCCUAUCUACGAGUAUUUAUUGAAUUAAUGUAGGUGCCCACCAACUUUAAGUUUGUUACAAAACCUUGUUAAAAUUUAUUAGCGUUGAUGCCAGUUCCAAAUCUCACUCGAUGUACCUAUUUAGAUAUUAGUAAGUAUAGAAAUUUGAAAUUCUAUUUUAAAUAUCCAUGAUGAAUGUUAUUAAUAAAAAGAUCUUCUAA